Molecule: messenger RNA, 2387 nt
Organism: Seriola dumerili (greater amberjack)
Lineage: Eukaryota; Metazoa; Chordata; Actinopteri; Carangiformes; Carangidae
Product: T-cell surface glycoprotein CD3 zeta chain-like
Exons: 8
Coding region: 114-566 (150 amino acids)
Biological process (GO): cell surface receptor signaling pathway
Cellular component (GO): membrane
Molecular function (GO): transmembrane signaling receptor activity
Source: RefSeq, a predicted model, not a curated record
GCGGCAGAGGAAGACAGAAGUUUGGUUCAGUCGUCUUGCGUCGACGCCGGAGCCUGAGACCAGUUCGAAGAAGAAGAAGAAGAAGAAACGUGUUCUGGGGAAACCACUUUAGGAUGGAGCUCCGGACAUGGACAUCUGGCCUGCUGGUCCUCGCGUCGGUGUUUGCCCCGGCAGAGGCAAUGCCGCUGUACGACCCACAGCUGUGUUACAUCCUGGACGGCUUCCUCGGCCUGUACGGCCUCAUCAUCACCGGGAUGUUCAUCAAAGAGCGGUUCUUCAAAACCAAAGCGAAGUCAACAGAGGAGGCCAUCUACAGCGAUCUGAAAGGUCAGGACACCGAUGGUUACGCCCCGCUGAUGAUGAGAGACCCCGAGAGAGGAAGAAACCGCCGGGUGACGGAAGACUCCACCUACACGGGUUUGACCAAACGCACAGAAGGAGAAUAUAAAGAACUUCCUGUUAAAAAAGAGCGUCAGAGGAAGAACGAGCAGGUUUACCAGGGUCUGAGCUCGGCCACCAGAGACACCUACGACUCUCUGCAGAUGCAGCAGCUUCCCGCUCGUUAACUCAGGGGUCAUCAGACUUUUCCCUCCGCCACCUCUCUUCCUGUCAGCCUCAACACACUGACGUCUGUUUCUUGGAAAAUGAUUUGGCUGAAGUUGUUGUUUAAUGACGACAGACUGGAAACAGUUUGACUUUGAUUUGAUAGAUUUAAUGGUUGAGAUGUGAACAUGAGUCUGAAACACUUCUCAUUGGUUUAGGUUCAUUUUUUAUGACAGUUUAUCAUCUUGUUGAUCCGUAUUUAGAUGUUUGAGAGGUUUUAAUAUCACACGUGGCUCUGUUUGAAAAGUCACUAUUUUUCCUUUUUCACUUUGAGAAAAACAUCAGAAAUGUAACACAGAUCUCUUCUCUGUCCUCUCAUUUGUUCAUUUUGAUUGAUUUAUUCCCAGCUGUGAUUUCACUGAGAUUAUGAUCGACAGGAUAGGAAACAGGAAACAAACAUGUUGUACUGUAUUUUGAUCAACUUGAUCCUCUCUGAACUUUUCUCUUCACCAAAACAGACACAGACCUCACAGCAGUGACAUUACUGUAAAAGUAAAAUUGACUUUCCAAAGCAAAAGUGUGUACACCUGUUAAUUUAGAGCAGCAGAAAUCAGGUGACCGCCUCGUUAUGUCGAACACGCCCCCACCCACUCAACCUGACUCACCCUUUAGGGAGAAGCAACAAGACUAGAGCUUGGUUGAUAUUAGAGGAGUUACUUUCCACUGUUGUUUUGUAUAUAGCAAGAUGUAAAAUAAUAGGAAACCAAGCCAAGUGAUUCUGCAGAUGAAGCAACAUGUAAAGGCUGCAGUGGUUUGAGUUUCACUCUGUUCUAUAUUUUUUACACUCAUCUUAAAAUCUGGAGAAUCUGAAAUCAAAUGAAGACUUAAAGCUGUUCUGUAUGGAGCCCCUAAGUGUUUAAUAUUUUAUAAAUGAAUAUAAAAAAGCUCAUUAUAGUUAAGUUCUUUUUUCUAUGAUUUUAGCUGCAUUGUUAUGGAACCUCAAAUAAUAAUUGAUAACGAUAAUAAUUAUAAUAAUCUUUUAAAAUUUGCCUCAUUAAUGUGAAAUAUUCCCUUGUCCUGCUUCUUUUCACAAUAAAAUCAUUUUAUUUCAGCUUGUUUUUAUUUAAUACCAAGUUUUUAAGUCAAAAUUAUUUUUUUUCAGAUGAAUAUUUUUAAUUCAUGAAGCCAAAAAAAGGCAGAGCUGCUUAUGUGAUUGGCUGUUGCUUAAAUGGACAACCAAUCACUUUGCUGAGCUUGAAUGAAUAGAAAAAUGAGUAGAAUCAUAAUGAACUGUUAUUGUGAAAAGAAGCAGGGUCAAAUAAUAUUUGAUAAUUUUGAGCUUUGAAUUUUUAACAUUUGUUUAAUUCUGCAUUUAUUUAGGCCUAAAUGAUCAUUUCUUUUUACAUAGUGUCCACUUAUUUAUGUAAUAGUGAAUCCUUUGGGUCCCCAUACAUUAGACAAUAGAAAUGUCAGGCUUAUUGCAACUUAAUGAUUUCACUAUAAAAUUAAAAAGCAAGUGGUGCAGCAGCUUUAAGUUUCCUUUUGUUUUUAUGAUAAAGCUUAUAUAUGGUGGUAAUUUAACCAAAAUCUCUGCUGGUCAUUUCUUUUUUGAAUCCACUUUCUUUCUUUGUCAGUUUUGUUUUCAUUUAACACAGUAGAUGGUUAUUAUGGAAGUAUUUCUAGUAUUUUUUUUUCUGAUAUCUUCCUGAGAAUUUGUGCUGUAAGGACUGAAUAACAAUGAUAUUGUUACAAUGUUUCUGUGUGAAUAUUUUGCUUUUAUGGUAAUGCUUACCAUAACUCUGUAAAAGAUAGUCUGGCUUCUAAUAAAAUGAUUAUAAAAAUGU